GUUGCCUUGUUGGACACUCUCACCGGCUCUGACAGUCACAGCAUCAGAAUUCGCAACUUUUUCUUGUUAGACGUCUCAGCUUGUGAAACAAAGACCUAGACUCCAUUAGGGCUAUGAUGAUUGGUUGCCACUCGGUUAAUAUAAAAGGGCCUAGACGAUUACAAACACCCUUUGGAACUUACGACUAACAGAUGAAACUGCGAUUUCAGUCUCUAGCUCGGCAGGUUGUGGUUUUUCCGAGGCCUUCUUAUCUGUCUGUAGCUACGCGUUAUCGUCGUUUGAUGUCGUCGGUGGCAGCAAAGCAAGUACCAUUGCCACAAACAGGCUAUGAUCUGUAUAGACUUGGGACGACGCUUGAUCUCAAAUUCAAAGCUCACGAAUCUACGGAGUACAAAGAUCUAGCUGCCACGGUGAUCAAGCGCUUCGAGCCUUUCACCUGUGCCGCCGUUCUGCUAGUUCAGCGACACUCUGAUAACGAACAAGUUAUCCUAAAACUGGCAGACCGCAGGCUGGGGUAUCGCAGCAACAUAAAAGACGUGGAUACGGUACCAUGGACGUCUUGCAUCGACGAUCACCUACGACGUGCUGUCCGUGAUAUUCAGGCGGGCUCCAUUCCUGACUGGUUCGAGUUCAUAUCCGAUUUUGAUAAUCGACCCGAUUUCGAGCAUUGGGAAGAUUGGAUGUGGGAGGUCUCCACUUGGUAUGGAAAGAUGGGCUCCUACAAGAAGGAGCUUGCUGCAUAUCAGCUUUUACAUCGACUGCAAGGCCGAUACAUUCCCCGUCUUUUUGGUGUCGUUCGUCUUCGCAUUACCCCCGAGUCUACUCCUCUUCAUCCCAUCACCGACGUCGUUCUAGGACUUGUUUUCGAGUAUAUCCCUGGUGUCAGUAUGGACAAGCUCAGACCGGGUGUCGACGUCUCCGAGCAGGAGGCCGAGAGGAUUUCCAGCGCAGUGAUGGAGGGGCUCCGUGCCAUCGAGGCCGAGAACUGCCUGUUGCACCGUGACAUCCACACCCGGAACGUCGUCGUCCGAGAAGGGAAUCGGUCUGCUGUCAUCAUUGACUUCGGAGGGGCAAGUAUUAGGAAGGCUGGAACUAGUGACGAGGAUUGGAGAAUGAAUGUCCAUGGAGGCCCAGAUACGCGCUACAUGAGGAGGCUUCUUGUGGAUCCCGAGAACGGGCGGUGGAAGAGGAAUGUGACGCCAUAUGAGAUGUCGGACUGGCACUAUGCGAAGCCUUUGGCAUUUAAUGAAUACGUGGAGAGUGUGCCUGAGGACUUUCGCAGGGCCACGUUCGAGAGGGUGUUGGAUACGGAUUGGCCAGGGGCCAGAGAGAAGGUGUAUCAGUGGAGAAUAAGACCGGGAGUUCGUUGCAGGCAUGGAUAUGACUACGACUAAGCCGGUGUGGACGACGUACACAACGAUCAGAUUUUACAAUAUGACGACUUAGUUUGGACGUUGCAGUGACACGGCUCUGUGUGCCAUCGGAAUCUAUCACUAAUAUCGGGCUGGAGCUGGCAAGAAAUGCCAUAGACGAUCGCAUUUUCGCCAUUUGGGUCAGGAUUCUAUUACUGUUGAGCCCGUGCCAGAUAGGAUUAUCAUGGGUGCCAAGGAUGCUUGACGGACUAUUCCUACUUUACUUAUUCUGGCUGUAGCUGGUUAAAAUCCAAUUCUCUGUGUAUUGUAUAUUUCAGAACAAGCAAUCCGAAACGUGUC
This is a messenger RNA of Guyanagaster necrorhizus, 1712 nucleotides long. RefSeq lists its product as uncharacterized. The transcript is spliced from 2 exons. The record is from RefSeq and is a predicted model, not a curated record. NCBI's taxonomy places the organism in Eukaryota, Fungi, Basidiomycota, Agaricomycetes, Agaricales, Physalacriaceae. The coding region runs from base 282 to 1394 and encodes 370 amino acids. Gene Ontology annotation, biological process: protein phosphorylation. Gene Ontology annotation, molecular function: ATP binding; protein kinase activity.